Molecule: messenger RNA, 1261 nt
Organism: Symphalangus syndactylus (siamang)
Lineage: Eukaryota; Metazoa; Chordata; Mammalia; Primates; Hylobatidae
Gene: LIPK
Product: lipase family member K
Molecular function (GO): hydrolase activity, acting on ester bonds
Source: RefSeq, a predicted model, not a curated record
GCCUCUGGAAGGAUAUGGAAUGCACCUGAAGCUCCCAGGUCUUGAAGACAGACCUCCAAAGGCUUGGAUCAGGUUAAGCAAGAUACAGCAAGAGUAAAAUGUGACAACUUCAGAUGGAGAGUCUCCCAGGCAGAUCCCAAAUGUGGCAGCUUUUAGCAGCAGCCAGCUGGAUGCUUCUUCUUGGAUCUGUGUAUGGUUAUGAUAAGAAAGGAAACAAUGCAAACCCUGAAGCUAAUAUGAAUAUUAGCCAGAUUAUUUCUUACUGGGGUUAUCCUUAUGAAGAGUAUGAUGUUACAACAAAAGAUGGCUAUAUCCUUGGAAUUUAUAGGAUUCCACAUGGAAGAGGAUGCCCAGGGAGGACAGAUAGUGGUUAUGACGUGUGGUUGGGGAACAGCCGAGGAAAUACUUGGUCCAGAAAACACCUUAAAUUGUCACCCAAAUCACCAGAAUACUGGGCCUUCAGUUUGGAUGAGAUGGCUAAAUAUGACCUUCCAGCCACAAUCAAUUUUAUCAUAGAGAAAACUGGACAGAAGCAACUCUACUACGUGGGCCACUCACAAGGCACCACCAUAGCUUUUAUAGCAUUUUCUACAAACCCAGAACUGGCUAAAAAGAUUAAGAUAUUUUUUGCACUGGCUCCAGUUGUCACAGUUAAAUACACCAAAAGUCCUAUGAAAAAACUAACGACCCUUUCCAGGCAAAUAGUCAAGGUGCUGUUUGGCGACAAAAUGUUCCACCCUCAUACAUUGUUUGACCAAUUCAUUGCCACCAAAGUGUGCAAUCAGAAGCUAUUCCAUCGUAUUUGCAGCAACUUCCUAUUUACUCUGAGUGGAUUUGAUCUACAAAACUUAAAUAUGAGUCGCUUGGAUGUUUAUUUGUCACACAAUCCUGCGGGAACAUCUGUUCAGAAUAUGCUGCACUGGGCUCAGGCCGUUAAUUCUGGUCAGCUCCAAGCUUUUGAUUGGGGAAACUCUGAUCAGAACAUGAUGCACUUCCACCAGCUUACACCUCCUUUAUACAACAUUACUAAGAUGGAAGUUCCAACAGCAAUAUGGAAUGGUGGACAGGACAUUGUGGCUGAUCCCAAGGAUGUCGAAAAUUUACUUCCUCAAAUUGCCAACCUUAUUUAUUACAAGCUGAUUCCACACUACAAUCAUGUGGAUUUUUACCUUGGAGAGGAUGCACCUCAGGAAAUUUACCAAGACCUAAUUAGAUUGAUGGAGGAAUACUUACAGAAUUAAAUGCACUUUCCUUUCUCUAA